AUGUUACGUUCCAGCUCAUUCAGCGGCAACAGCAGCAGUUACGACGAGAAGCCUCUAUCCCGGCGCCGGCAUUCGGUCGAGGAAGGCAUGCUCCCCGCCCAGCAACGGCGGCAUGGGCUAUCCGCCAUGCUCGGCGUACGCACCCGAUAUCGCAUUGCGUAUGCGAUCCUAACGGCGUGUAUCAUCUAUCUGUUCGUGGUCGGGAUCGAGAAGCAGCUCUCUCCAUCGAUACCCUCGUUCGAGUCUUUCGCCGGUGAGAUCCCAGCAGAGACGGAGCGAGGAGGUACGGCCAAGGCGCGCGCGGCACACCAAGCAGCGAAGCAAGCCGUCCUCGGCGGCAAGCGGGUGCCCUUGCCUGCCGAGGUUGAAGGUGCACCCGCGCACAAGGUGAAGGAGGGCUUCCUGCGGGUCGACCCGAACGCUCGUGUGCACCCGAUCCAUCAAUUGAUUCGCGACGCCCGGCGCAAAUGGGACACAAAGCUGGCCAAGCAGAGCCGCACGCUUCGCGAGGCGGUCGACGAGUACCAGAACCGGUACUACCAGCACCCGCCAAAGGGAUUCGAGAAGUGGUGGCGCUACGUUGUGUGA
This is a messenger RNA of Trichosporon asahii var. asahii CBS 2479, 588 nucleotides long. RefSeq names its product Cap3p. The coding region runs from base 1 to 588 and encodes 195 amino acids. Lineage: Eukaryota; Fungi; Basidiomycota; Tremellomycetes; Trichosporonales; Trichosporonaceae. The transcript has a single exon. The record is from RefSeq and is a predicted model, not a curated record.